AUGGAAGGCGAGCAUUCUAAACGGCCUAGACACACCAAGUCGUCGGUUCAACGUUGUAGGUCUCCCACACCACCGUCUAGGUCCCCAUCACCUCCACCCAAUCCGACACAUGGAGGUGUGGUUUGUUCCGGGCCAAUUCAAGUUGCCAAACUUGAGGCCUUUCUCCAAUGCACUCAUACCAUUCAGAAGUUUGCGCAUGUUACAUCUCUCUGUGAGAUGCACAUCUAUAAUCAAGUCCACCCCUUGUUCCGGAACAAUGGAUGGGAAGGGUUUUUGCGGGUCCAUGAGCUCAGUUACAAAAUCCCGAUAGCCGAGUUCUUGUCUUCACUCUAUUUGGACCACGGGGUAUUACAUUUUCGGCUUAUGAACCACGAUCAUGCCCUAUCCCUAGAUCAAAUCAACGCCAUAGUUGGGGCCCCCACAGAAAACACCUUUAGCCCCAAUGACCCACUCCCAGGAUACAGUGAGCUUACAUGGUGGAAUUACCUUACACAUCAACAUCCAUAUGUAUCAAGUUCUACUAAAGCCUCGUCUCUCAUCCACCUUGUGAUGAAAGUGGCUCAUAGGAUUAUUGCUUCACUUGUCGUCCCUAAAGAACAAAGAAGCACCAUUAGCGUUCUUGAGCUCAAAAUACUCUAUGUGAUGGCCCACCCGUACAAUAACCUCGUUCCUCAUUAUGGCUCAUUCCUUUGCAACAAGCUAACCCGCCUCAACACAUCAUGGUCCGAAAAAAUUUAUUGUGGUGGAAUUGUUAGUUUGUUUGCUAAAAGUGCUUCAGUCCGGGCCCCAUAUCCCGAAAUCCACCAAGCUCUGCCCGGUGAGCCCUUCCUUACCAUGGCAGCACUCGAGAGCAUGAGGAUGUUUUGGACGGAGGAUGGGAACCACAAUUGCACCAUGGGCCAAAAUCACCACCCCAAGGCUCCUCAUCACUCCCAAAAUCGGAGCAUCCUUGCCCUCAGGCGGCCUACUAACUUCACAAACUAG
Lactuca saligna is the source of this 984-nucleotide messenger RNA. NCBI's taxonomy places the organism in Eukaryota, Viridiplantae, Streptophyta, Magnoliopsida, Asterales, Asteraceae. The record is from the annotation of a GenBank genome assembly.